This is a messenger RNA of Lodderomyces orthopsilosis Co 90-125, 801 nucleotides long. RefSeq names its product Cdg1p (gene CDG1). Gene Ontology annotation, biological process: L-cysteine catabolic process. The transcript has a single exon. NCBI's taxonomy places the organism in Eukaryota, Fungi, Ascomycota, Pichiomycetes, Serinales, Debaryomycetaceae. The record is from RefSeq and is a predicted model, not a curated record. Gene Ontology annotation, molecular function: ferrous iron binding; cysteine dioxygenase activity. The coding region runs from base 1 to 801 and encodes 266 amino acids.
AUGCUUUUAAAUCCAUCAAAUAUUAUCGACAGGAAUAACUCUUCCAACAGCAACACUGUUCCAACUACACAGCAUAUUUCAUGUUCAGCCGUUGCAUCUAGCACGCCCAGGUCAUUCCCAUACUCCCAGCCUGCUGAAUUAACAUUAUCGAUGGAUCACGGUCAUGAAAUAAAUGGAACCACUAUCGACAAUAUUGACAAGUCAUCCAGCUUUUACGAACUUAUAAUGGACUUGAAAAAACUCCUUGCCGGUAAAGGAUUGUCUUCAGAAGACAUAGACGUAAAUAAGGUCAGAGAGCUAAUGGAGAAUUACAAAUCCUCAGAUAUUGAUUGGUCCCACUUGGCACUUCAUGAUGAAACAAGAAACUACUCAAGGAAUGGUAUCAUCAACUUGAACGGUAAUGCUAACUUGUUAAUACUUGUAUGGUCGCCAGGUAAGUCAAGUGCUAUUCAUGAUCACGCCAACGCUCAUUGUUGUAUGAAAAUUCUAAAAGGUGAGCUCAGAGAAUCAUUGUAUGAUAUCCCAGAACGCACUGGAGAACAAUUAAGAUGCAAAAAGGAAACCCCAUUGUAUCGUGAUGAAGUUGGGUAUAUUUCCGACUCAAUUGGUCUUCAUAAAAUUACAAACCCAUUGAAAGAUGAAAUUAGUGUUUCCCUUCAUCUUUACACUCCUCCAUAUGCAGCAUUGUAUGGUUGUAGUAUGUACGAAGCUUCAAAUGGUAGAAAGCAUCAUGUUGACAUGUCCAAAUACUACAGUUGGCAAGGAGAGUUGGUCAACGAAUCACAUUCCCUGACUUGCUAG